UAAGGAGUCUCUCUGUUGAAGACGUCCAGAGAAGCUCCGGUGCCAGUGUCCAGAAACAACCAGAUAGACCCAGAAGAUGAAGACCUGUCUCAGCCUCCUCCUGCUCUUGCUGGGCCUCUGCCAGGCUCAACCUCUGGUGGGGGAAGAAAGUGUGGCCGAUGUCCUAGAAGACAAUGAGGACAUGGAUAUCAUCACAGAGAUUCUGACCUCCAACAACGACUCCAAUGAGAUCCUGCAGAAGGGAGACCUCUCCCAGGCUCAACCUCUGGUGGGGGAAGAAAGUGUUGAUGAUAUCCUAGAAGACAAUGAGGACAUGGAUAUCAGCACCAGGAUUCUGAUCUCCAACAACGGCUCCAAUGAGAUCCUGCUGGAGGGAGACUUGCUUCUACCAACAACCAGAAACGCCAUGAAGUGUUUUAGGAACAACUGCCUGUGGAAAAAAUCCUCCAAUGGCCUUGUGACCAUUCCCUACACAGUGAGCAGAGCCUACACCUCCGCGGAGAGGUCACGAAUUGUGAGCGCCAUGCAGUCCUUCCACCGGACCACCUGCAUCCGCUUUGUGCCCCGCCAGAACCAGAAGGACCACAUCAGCGUUGAGAGCAGAGGUGGAUGCUUCUCCUCUCUGGGCAGGACAGGAGGCAGGCAGGUACUCUCUCUCAAGAGAUCGGGAUGCAUGAACUUCGGCACCAUGCAGCACGAGCUGAACCACGCUCUGGGCUUCAACCACGAGCAGACCAGGAGUGACCGUGACCAGUAUGUCAGGAUAAACUGGAGGAACAUCAAUCGAAGCAAUGCCUACAACUUCAAGAAGCAGGACACCAACAACCUGAACACCCCCUACGAUUACUCCUCCAUCAUGCACUACGGCAGAACAGCCUUCUCCAUAAAUGGACGUGACAGCAUCACCCCCAUCCCAAACUCCCGUGUUCAGCUUGGCCAGAGAAAGGGAAUGACCCGGAAUGACAUCCUGAGGAUCAACCGACUCUAUCGCUGCUGAGACCAACCACCAGUUGCCUGCAAAUAUCACAUUCAUGUUGUUAAUUGUCUCCAAACAAUGUUCUCCAGAAAUGUCAUUAAAAAUGUUCCUUCACUG
Messenger RNA from Gadus macrocephalus (Pacific cod), 1093 nucleotides. RefSeq names its product high choriolytic enzyme 1-like. The coding region runs from base 77 to 997 and encodes 306 amino acids. NCBI's taxonomy places the organism in Eukaryota, Metazoa, Chordata, Actinopteri, Gadiformes, Gadidae. The transcript has a single exon. Gene Ontology annotation, biological process: proteolysis. The record is from RefSeq and is a predicted model, not a curated record. Gene Ontology annotation, molecular function: zinc ion binding; metalloendopeptidase activity.